AUGAUAAUGCUGGUGGGCAAAGCGAAUACUCCUGAAGACAAGAUCGGGACGCCCUCGGGCUCGCUCUGUAAACACCCCGCGGGAUCGCCCCGCUACGCCUCGGAUGACUCCGAGAGCGAGUCAGAUGGAUCCAUCAGCAUUCGUCAGAUGUCUCUAGGACCAUCGGGUGGAAGGUUCUUAAAGGACAAGAUCGGACAAGCCAAGAUCGACGCCUAUAAGGGACAAGCCAAGAGCAACAUGCCGCAGAGAUCGGCCAGUACCCGCACUGGGCUGGAGGAUCAAGAAGAGGGCGAUCUAAGUCGGUACUUCAAUUCAGCCAUGAAGAAGUACGAGGCGGAGCAACGUACAGCUCAGCGAAUGAAUCGACAGCCAAACCGCUACCCAGAUCGACGUACUUUGCUCCAACCUUCACACGAAAGCCUUGACAUGCCGGAUGUGGAGAUGGAGUCGGUGGGGUCGGACAUUUACCAACAUAUCCAUGAGGCGGCGGAAUACGACCCGGAUGAUCUAUGGAUGCCCGAACCACGGCGCCCUCAAUUAGCCGCGACCGAUGCGACUACCGGAGGGGGAAACAUCACGCAGAGGAUCAGAAUCUCAGCGAUUUCUGAGCUGAAAGAAUUCUCAGGGAAGGAUCGGGAAGAAGACAAAGCACGGACCUGGAUCGGCAAAGUGAAAUCAGCGUUUAUCCGGGACCAAGCACCGGACGAGGAGAGAUGUCUGGUCUCCGGUGAUCUCAUGGUGGGCCCAGCCCGCUACUGGUACCGACAGCUGAGUAGAUCGACGAGAUUCAAUUGGAAAGAAUUGAUGAACAGUUUUCUUGUGGAGAAUGCGGGACACGGGAUGUCCGCGAGCAGGCAAUACUACCAUGCAAAGAAACGAUCGGAGGAAGAUCCUUUGCAGUACCUGUAUCGGCUUAAUGUGAUGGGAAUGCAGGCGAAGAUACCGGUGAUGACUGGAUUGCCAGCUGCGCGCAAGGAACAUGUCAAUCAUUUCAUUGACACCUUGGACGACCCCGAUCUGUCCAAUCAAUUGCUACUGCUGAAUGUAGAAGACGCGGAGGCCAUGCAAAAGACACUGCACGGAUAUCAACAAGGGAGAUCGCGUCAAGGGAAAGUGAUGAUGGGAUCGUCCAAAUUCAGACAGAAGGGAACUCAGGGUCCAGCGCUGUCUAAGCCUGCACGAGCGGUAAGGAUGGUCCGUACCGAGGACGUCUGCAGCGAGUCAGGAUCAGACACCUGCGGAUCGGAUUUGGAAGAUCGAUUGAGAUCGAUCCAUGUGGCUGCUACUGCGGAUCGCCGUUCAUUCCCCAAUGACGUUGCAGCAAACGCGAGAUCGGUCGACCCGAACACUCGUCAAGACUAUCAAGACCGCAAUGUGCCAGUGAAGCCGUGUACUCAUUGCGGAUCGACCAAGCAUGGAGAUCUCGGUUGUUGGAAGCGGCUCACUUGCCAGAAGUGUGGGCGUAAAGGACACCCCUCUGACAAUUGUUUUUUCGUGUGUCGUGCUUGCGGUGAGAUGCACGACCCGGGGAAGUGUCCCAUGGAGGAGUUCUACAACAUGAUCCGUCAGUGGUACGUCCCGAAUAAGCAUGCGGGGAUGCUACCAGAGAAGGCCGAGAAGAUGUUAAACUAG
Molecule: messenger RNA, 1632 nt
Organism: Peronospora matthiolae
Lineage: Eukaryota; Oomycota; Peronosporomycetes; Peronosporales; Peronosporaceae
Source: the annotation of a GenBank genome assembly